Lobosporangium transversale is the source of this 677-nucleotide messenger RNA. RefSeq names its product Phosphinothricin acetyltransferase. The transcript has 3 exons. Bases 168 to 677 code for a protein of 169 amino acids. Gene Ontology annotation, molecular function: acyltransferase activity, transferring groups other than amino-acyl groups. The record is from RefSeq and is a predicted model, not a curated record. Lineage: Eukaryota; Fungi; Mortierellomycota; Mortierellomycetes; Mortierellales; Mortierellaceae.
GACUCGAAAUGUAUACGAAAUGAGCAAAUGAGGAGAUUGGCAACUGAUAAGCCAGGACUGAUCAAAGUAUAAAAUGAAGAGCUGUGGUCAGAAAAUAAAUCAUUAAGUAUACCUCCAUUUUUUACAUUUCAGCGUCCACCAACCCAUUCCACAUCAAGUAAAUUAACAUGGCUGAGUACAGUACCCGUCCAGCAAAGGAGACAGAUUCUUCGCAAAUCAAUGACAUCGUCAAUUAUGAGAUCAAAGUCUCUGUCAACAACUUCAACUAUGGUCCACGGUCAGAGGAUGCAUGUCUUGAAUGGUUCAGGAGCACAAUUCAAGGCGGAUACCCAAUUCUUGUUGCAACCACUAUCGUCGAAGACAAGGAGUUGGUUGCAGGAUAUGCAUCUUUAGGAAGCUUCAGACAAAAGGAUGGAUAUCGUUUCACCGCAGAAUACUCAUUGUAUAUCCAUCAUGAGCAUCGAAAACGCGGCCUUGGACGAAUGUUACUGAGAGAACUUUUGGCAGAAGCAAAGAGGCGUAACUUCCAUGCAAUCAUUGGAAGCAUCAGUGAAGGCAAUGAAGCAAGUCUACGCCUGGCUGCCGAGUUCGGAUUCAGAGUAGUUGGAACCAUGAAGGAGAACGGAUACAAGUUCGAUCGAUGGAUCGAUAAUACAUUUAUUGAGCUACUUCUGUAA